This is a messenger RNA of Parathielavia appendiculata, 1430 nucleotides long. RefSeq lists its product as uncharacterized. NCBI's taxonomy places the organism in Eukaryota, Fungi, Ascomycota, Sordariomycetes, Sordariales, Chaetomiaceae. Bases 291 to 980 code for a protein of 229 amino acids. The record is from RefSeq and is a predicted model, not a curated record. The transcript has a single exon.
CUCUCCACAAGCUUUCGAGAGCGGAGUGGAGGGGUGGUACCAGGCCACGCAGAGCUCAUGCCGCGCUCUGCCCAGUCGGGCGCAUCAAUCUGAUGAUGUGCCGCCGAGCAGGGACAUCCGUUCCGCCAGCGGCGGUAUCUCCAGCAACGCAGGCACCGUCACCCCUCCCUCCCCAUCUCGACCCGCUCCAUCGUCAUAGAGGCGGAGGAGUCCCAGGCUGGACGCCAGGGUCCUUCUCAAGCUAGCGGCACCCUGAGUUGCAAGCCCUCGCUCGCGGACUCGAUUGCUGCAUGAGACCGUCUGUUUCUACUGGUUCCGCGUCGAGACUUGCGAGCUUUUGGCGGUCACUUCUCCAAACUUCGCUCACAGAUUGGCAUGGAUGCUUGAGCAGUUCGAUAUCCCACAGACAUGGCCAAGGCCAGCGAGUGGACCCGUCCGAAGACCGCCCAUUUGUGCGGGUUAAUGAGCGGCUAUCCUUCGGUUUUGGAGAUGUGGACUUCAUCCCUCACGAGUCGGCUGUCCGUUCGCCUCAUGCACAUUGCGGCAGAAAGCCAUCUUGGGGUUAUACCUCGCCGUCGUGUAACCCACUCCCCAGCUGCGACGGUGCAGAUCUCACGAGGGCGAAACUUCGCGGCCAGUGUCGAGAUACAGACUGUUGGCCAGAACGGGGCGCCAAAUUUCAGAUGGUCAGCUGGCCGAAGCCGGUGGGAUGGACGGAGGUGCAUCCGGACAAAACGAUGCGUUUCUUCGCAAGACACGUCGAGAUUGAGUUGACCCGGUAUCCGGCCAUGCCCGCCGUUUUAGCCUUUGAAAAUACCCGCGCCAACCAGAGGGGCCGGCUAAUUAGGAGCCGCGAGAGAAAACAGCGUGAUGUCCACAGUGGGUUCCCAUUUCGCCGGAGUAUCUCCAUUGCUGGUCCUUCACCUGGCCUUCACCAAGGUGAGAGCCGGGGAGCUGCUGGUGAUGCUAACUGGUCCUGACUCGACGUGGAAGUGAACUUCAGCUCAGAGUUCAGGAGGCGCCUCUCACUUGCCGACUGAGUGACUGUUGUGUCGUGGCAUUUGACAAUUCUCGGUGGAUAGAAGUGUUGCGCGCUUGAUUGCGGUCUCGGUUGAGUUCUCUUUCGGCGAUGUCGUGGUAUUGGAGACCAAAAAAAGGAUCUUUCAGGUUGAACUGCAAUUUUAGUUCGAGUUCAAGGUGUCAAAACACAUAACAUCCCACAGAGCCGCGUUGAAACGCCCUUUCCCUUUCAGUUUCAAUUUGACUGGUUGGAUGAGAACUUUGAUGGCUGCAUGUUUCCCGGACGACAUUUUCCUACUUGACAACGCCCCGAAACCACAAGCCGGGACCGAACACCUGAGAACCAACAAGAAUUUGACUGUGAUUUUGGGGGGUUCUUAUAAAUGAUGUCGAUUUCAUGCGGUUGUGGC